AUGCUGGAUGAGAUAGUGGGAAGCAUUCUACUUCCCCGAGGUAUAAACGAUGAUGCCGCCCGCGGACAACGAGCAUUGGUGGUGACAGCCGUGCUGACCGGUUUUUCAAUCCUCAUUGUCGCUAUGCGAAUGUACGCGCGAGUUGGAUUGAUGAAAUUGAUUGGUCGCGAAGACUAUAUGAUUCUUAUCUCUUUGGUGUUAGCAUGUACGUAUCUAGGCCUGGUCGCUGCAGAGGUACAUUUCGGCCUUGGAAAACACUCCGCCGACCUUUCCACACAUGUCCUGAAAGCACAGUUAAAGCGACUCUGGGCUGCCAUUCCCUUCUAUAACGCCAGCUUGAUCUUUACGAAAUUCUCCAUUCUCUUUCAAUAUCUUCGGAUCUUCCCCGACCGCCGCUUCCGCCUUGCCUGCUACGUCGCGUUGGGCAUUGUCGCUACCUACGGAACAUGGGCAGUUAUCAGUGGUUUCCUGAACUGUGUCCCAGUGGCUAAAUUCUGGAAUAGCGACGUCCCCGGCUAUUGUCUCAACUUCGAAGCAGUGUGGUUUUUCAACGCAUCCAUGAACAUUGCCACAGACACAACCCUGUUGAUCAUGCCGAUGCCUCUUUUGUCACAAUUGCAACUUCCGCGCAUGCAAAAAUUGGCCCUUAUGGGUGUCUUCGCAAUUGGUGGAUUGGUCGUGAUCACCAGCAUCCUCCGUUUAUCAAGUCUAAGAAGCGUAGCUCAAAGCAAAGACACAUCCUACAGCAACGUCGGAGCCGCCUACUGGACCGCCGCAGAAUGCAAUGUCGCUAUCAUCUGCGCCUGUCUACCAUUCCUCCGCCCACUCGUCAGUCGCAUCUUCCCUCGCUUCCUCUCAACCAACAGCUACACUCGCAAUCCAACCAUGUCAGCGAGCCGCAUGACCGCUGCCCGAAUGACCGCACGCUCGCAUCGGCAAAAGGUCGAGCUCUAUUCCCAGGAUCGGGACUACGGCAUGUACACCAUCGACGUCAAGUCCGGUGAAGCAAACCAUGAUGGCACAUUAGCCGGGAUCGAAGUCACGACGACAACCAUGAUCCAAGAGUCGUCGAGAAACUGCAAGUCGACCAGUCAACGGCGAUUGGUGGUAGAUGAUUAA
Messenger RNA from Aspergillus sclerotioniger CBS 115572, 1119 nucleotides. RefSeq names its product PTH11-like integral membrane protein. The coding region runs from base 1 to 1119 and encodes 372 amino acids. The record is from RefSeq and is a predicted model, not a curated record. Lineage: Eukaryota; Fungi; Ascomycota; Eurotiomycetes; Eurotiales; Aspergillaceae. The transcript has 6 exons.